Oikopleura dioica is the source of this 354-nucleotide messenger RNA. The record is from the annotation of a GenBank genome assembly. Lineage: Eukaryota; Metazoa; Chordata; Appendicularia; Copelata; Oikopleuridae.
AUGAAGAUCUUCGGUCUCUUCUUCGCUUUCGCCAGCGCUCUUGAUGACAUGCUCCUUAUGAUGAUGAUGCAACAGCAGAGCCAAGUUGCACCCGGCCAGACUUCGCAGAUGAACAAUCUCCUCCCACUUCUCCUCCUCGACUCAGAUGGCGAUUCCGACAAUUCCAUGGCGCUUAUGAUGAUGAUGAUGCAAGGCAAGACCAGUUGCGAGCCCGCCUACGUUCCCGAGCCCGUCAAAGUCACCCGCCCAGUCGUUAUCGAGCAACCUGAGCCUGUUGUCCAAACUGUUUACCGAACUUUCCGUGUCAAUCCCGAUGGCACUCGAGAACUCAUCGACGAGACCAUCAACAACUAG